Messenger RNA from Miscanthus lutarioriparius, 264 nucleotides. NCBI's taxonomy places the organism in Eukaryota, Viridiplantae, Streptophyta, Magnoliopsida, Poales, Poaceae. The record is from the annotation of a GenBank genome assembly.
AUGCCGACGGCGGUGGCGCCGAGAGCAGCGCCGUCGUCUCUCUUGCCUCUUGCACUCGCCGCCGCGGCCGUCGUAGCACUUGCCGUGUCCUGUUCCGCGACCACGGAUGCUCCAGAUGCAGGCCCGGGAGCGGGAGAGAUGGUGGUGCGGGACGACCCCAAGUGCGAGGAGAUGGUGCCCUGCACCUUCAGGCGCUGCAUCCAGUAUUGCGUCAGCAUCGGGCUGCAGCCCAAGGGGUUCUGCAACUGGAAGCCCAACAUGUAG